AUGGAAGGACCUGAUCACGCACGAGCUCAAUGGUACUGGAAAUCGAAUUCGAAUCCCUGGUUGAGCAAUGAAAAGGAAGAAUGGACGAGAUAUUCCGAUAUUCAGUCUGACAUCAUUGAACACGCAUUUAACGAAACGACGAACACAAAUUUAGUUAAAUUAGAUAAUUAUUGGAUUGACUUGAAGCGCUCGGUUCAAAUCAGUAAUGAUGAUCAAAAUAAACAAAGACAAAUCAAACGAAUGCUAAUUACUACAAAUGACAAUGAAUGUUUACGAGAAGAGAGGUUUUUUUUUCCUGAACCAUUGAAGAAACCAUUCAAUGAGGAUCGUUUGGACGGUGGUUAUCAUGGCUUUAUCAAGGAGUGGGAGACAAAAAGAAAAACAUUUUUAUUCUUUUGGCAAGAAAGAAAUAAAGAAACUUCUAAUCGCGACAAAGUAGAACAAGCAGCAAAAGGAAUCAUCUUCGAAGGAAAUCGACUAGACAAAAAGGAUGACUCACAAUGGAUUGCUGAGCAAUUGCGAAGUGUGAAAAAUAGGGGUACAGACGAAAUUCGUCAGUGUUGCAUUAUGCUCUAUUCGAAAGAAUGUUUUCUAUACAAAUUAGUUAAUAAAACGCUAAGAGAAAAUGAUAAGACUAAAGUCGACACACUCGCUCCAUUCUGCUACUUUUUAUUCGAUUCAUGGUCAAAUGAUUCUAAGAAUCAAUAUAAAAUGGAAGUGUAUCGUGGUGCCGAGCUUGAUCGAGAAAUGAUAGAAUGUUAUAAAGAAGCCAUUGGUAAAUACAAGUGUUGGUAUGGAUUUUCUUCAACAAGUAAAAAUCGUCAUAAAGCAGAACGAUUUGGAAAUACCUUAUUUGUUAUUGAUCUGACAAAGACAGACAGAGGUGGCUUUGAUAUCUCAUCAUAUUCAUGUUACCCACAGGAAGAGGAAGUCCUCCUCCCUCCUGGAACAGCGUUUAAGAUUAUCAGUGUUCAAUCUGACAUGGAAAACUAUAAACAUUGUAUUUCUUUAGCUGUUCUAAAUCAUCUGGAUAAUGACCAGAGCUCUGAUUUCUCCAACAAAGGUUUAUCAACAAAAGACGCCCGCACAGUCGCUAAUACAUUGAAGAUCAACACAAAACUGGAACAGCUGGAUAUUUCGAAUAAUAAUAUAUUGAAUGAAGGUGCAACAUCCAUUGCUGAUGCAUUAAAGAUCAAUAAAACACUGAAACGGCUGAAUAUUUCGAAUAAUAAUAUAUUGAAUGAAGGUGCAACAUCCAUUACUCAUGCAUUAAAGAUCAAUACAAGACUGGAAGAGCUGGAUAUUUCGAAUAAUAAUAUAUCGCAUGAAGGUGCAAUAUCCAUUGUUUCAUUAAUCAACAAAACACUGAGACGGCGGUAUAUUCACGACUACAGUAUAAGGUUUAUGGGUUACACAUGCAUUGGUGACACGUUUGUUCAAUGGUUCAACCCCAGAAAUCUGUGA
Molecule: messenger RNA, 1464 nt
Organism: Didymodactylos carnosus
Lineage: Eukaryota; Metazoa; Rotifera; Eurotatoria; Philodinida; Philodinidae
Source: the annotation of a GenBank genome assembly